Messenger RNA from Limulus polyphemus (Atlantic horseshoe crab), 1692 nucleotides. RefSeq names its product ATP-dependent 6-phosphofructokinase-like. The record is from RefSeq and is a predicted model, not a curated record. Gene Ontology annotation, cellular component: 6-phosphofructokinase complex. NCBI's taxonomy places the organism in Eukaryota, Metazoa, Arthropoda, Merostomata, Xiphosura, Limulidae. Gene Ontology annotation, molecular function: ATP binding; identical protein binding; AMP binding. The annotation marks the transcript as partial. The transcript is spliced from 14 exons. Gene Ontology annotation, biological process: fructose 6-phosphate metabolic process; canonical glycolysis; fructose 1,6-bisphosphate metabolic process.
CAUUGGCUCAGCGAUAAAUCUGAAUGUUUACAGCACUAAAAAGUCCAUUGUGUAACUUCGUGCUUAACAACAAAACCCUUGGUUUACCGAUAUUUCGCUACUGUAGGAACGAGUAAGGAAGGUGAUGCAACGGCAAGGUAGACGACAAUGGCAGCCGGGAAGUGUUUUGAUUGGCUCUCAAAGAAAUGUUGCAGUUCUCUGCCUUGCAGACCUUUUGAAGAAGAAUUAAAGAUGUCAGACGGUGACCAGACAUACCACUACCAGCGUUCUGACACAUUAACAGGAACAUUACUUUCACCAGUUUCUGAUGAUGAUAACAAAAACAGAUUUUUUAGCAGGGAAGGUCUUGCUGUAACCAGAGGUGGACAUAAGGGAAAAGCUAUUGCUGUGCUAACCAGUGGUGGAGAUUCUCAAGGAAUGAAUGCUACUCUCCGAGCUGUGUGCAGAAUGGGACUAUAUAUGGGAGCUAGAAUGUACUUCAUCAAGGAAGGCUACCAGGGAAUGGUAGAUGGUGGGGAGAACAUUGUAGAAGCAGGAUGGGUUAGCAUUUCAGGAAUCAUCCACAAGGGUGGAACAGUAAUCGGAAGUGCUCGAUGUAAAGAAUUUCGUGAGAGAUCAGGUCGGUUGAAGGCUGCUGCAAACCUGGUGAGGCAUGGAAUUACUAACCUUGUGGUCAUUGGUGGUGAUGGUAGUUUAACAGGUGCUAACCUUUUUCGCCAAGAGUGGGGUUCUCUGCUUGAUGAGCUGGUUGAGCAAGGUGAGAUAACACCAUCCAAGCGAGCUGAGUGUAGCAGCUUGAACAUUGUGGGCAUGGUUGGCUCCAUAGACAAUGAUUUUUGUGGUACCGAUAUGACCAUUGGGACAGACUCGGCUCUCCAUAGAAUUAUGGAAGCUAUUGAUGCUAUUGUCACUACUGCUUCAAGUCAUCAAAGAACAUUUAUCCUGGAAGUUAUGGGAAGACAUUGUGGGUACCUUGCCCUGGUAGCAGCUUUAGCGAGUGAAGCAGACUUUGUCUUUAUCCCAGAAUGGCCUCCUGAGAAGGACUGGCCUGACAUACUGUGUAAAAAAUUGAAACAGGAACGAGAUUUGGGUCAGAGACUGAACACCAUUAUAAUUGCUGAAGGGGCUCUUGACAGGCAUGGAAACCCCAUCACGGCAGAACAGAUAAGACAGGUUGUAAUGGAAAACCUGAAACAAGAUUCUCGUAUUACUGUUCUUGGCCAUGUUCAACGUGGUGGGAGUCCAUCAGCAUUUGACAGGGUUUUGGGCUGCAGGAUGGGUGCCGAAGCCGUGUUAGCUUUGUUUGAAGCUACUCCAGAGUCGGAAGCUUGUGUGGUAUCACUAGAUGGGAACCAAGCCGUCAGGGUUCCUCUAAUGGAAUGUGUACAGAAGACAAAAGGAGUUGCAAAGUGCAUGAGUGAGUCUCGGUGGGAAGAGGCCGUAAAGCUAAGAGGAAGGAGUUUUGAAAGGAACCUUCAGACAUAUCGAAUGUUGACGAGGCUAAGGCCACCAAAAUCUGCCUUUGACUCCUUGGGUCAUGGAACUGGUGGCUAUACACUUGCAGUGAUGCACGUUGGAGCUCCGUGUUGUGGAAUGAAUGCAGCCGUCAGAUCCUUUGUUAGAAACUGUCUCUACCGAGGAGAUGUGGUGUAUGGUAUUCAUGAUGGAAUAGAAGGACUAAUUGAAGGAAAU